AGAGAGGAAACUUCAGAGAGCCUGGGAAAAUGUCAUCACUCUUGGAAACAUCAAUGCAAAUGAGGAUUUUACUGUAUUAUUGCAUCUAAUGUGGAUUGAAUCUUUGCACCUUGGAGAAUUAUCGUCAAUGCCCGUCAAGUUUCUUGGUCGACAUUGUGCGGACAGAAGCAGCUCUCCAACAGUUUUAAUUCAGCAUGGCAGCAGCCUGUCUUCUAGAGCUUCCAGAUGAGCUUAUCAUUAAGAUCCUGGACUAUCUGGACAUGCAAUGUCUGGUCAGGUGUGUAGCAUGCACAUGCCAAAGAUUAAAUCAGCUUUCAAACUCUGAGAACAUCUGGAAGAAGCUUUCAGUCCUAUACUGGUUGGACACAGAGAGAACGCAUUCAUCAGAUUCAUGGAAGGAAAACUUUUUUGCCUGGCACAAGAAAUGGGGCAAAUACAUGGGUUGCUAUGUCAAGGUCAAGUCUGCAUGGAACAGGAUAGAGAAGGCCUUGGAGGAAAGGAGUCCAGGCACCAGGACAUCUCUCAGAGGUCCUGUAGAGCAAAGUGAGUUGGACACCAUAGAGACCAUGAUGGGUUGCCCUCUACCUCUGGAACUAGCCUGUUCCUAUCUCAUCCAUAACGGCCAGGACGUUGUGCCAGGGAAGGGGUGCCUUCUAGGGAAUCUGGAGGUCUAUGACCACCACAGCAUGGAGGUGGCCGUGCCGCUGGCAUUCAAUGUGAAAAACGUCUUGCCAAAGAUAGGUAUCUUAGCACUGAGUUGGUGUCCCUACACAAACUAUGGUCAGGUUGUGUGUGUGAAUGAGAAACCAGGGCUGCCUAUAGGAUGCGUCUACUAUCUCACCCAGGUGAGGAGACAAAAGUUUGCAGGGUAUUUCGUAGUGGCAUCCAGCUACGUGGAGUGGUUAGAGAAACUAGCCACCAGGCUUGAGGACCCAGAGCUCAUUGUUGACUCGUCUAAAAUUACAAGGUUUUACCAUGAACCAACUUGUGUGGCAGUCACGAGAGAUGUGAAGGUUACCGUGGCAACAUCAUUUGUGCCUUGUCUCAGUCACAUCUGGAAGAAUAAUAAAAUGAGGACUCUGUUUGCGUAUCAGAUCUCCAUGACGAUGGAUGAAAAUGUACCUCCAGUCGGAUCAUGUAAAUUAUUGAGUCGUCAUUGGGAGAUCACAGACUCGUCGGGUCAAUACCAUGAGGUCAAUGGAGAGGCUGUUAUUGGAUUAUACCCUGUGAUGAAGCCGGGGGCCAAGUUCUCUUACUGCAGCUGGACUCCACUAGAUAGUGAUGGUGGCUUCAUGGAGGGCCAUUUCACUUUUGUCAACCUCAAGACUGGCGAGAACUUUGACGUGAUAUGUCCUCGCUUCCACUUCAAGUGUCCUGAGAUCUCCCUCUCCAGUAGCGACGUCGAUGACGAGCAGUACGGAUCGGAAGAGGACAUCGACGAUGAAGAUGACGAAUACUGAGACGACAAAUACUGAGACUGCGCAAAUCAGUUUAGGAAGACGAGGGAGCCUUAUCAAAUGAUGAUGCUGCUGAUGAAGGCUUUGUUGUAGCACAGAUGGUGGCUUCUAUUCCUGUUUGGAAAUUAUAUAUCAGAGCUGCAUAUUCUAAGAUUUUCAUGGUCACAGUUAGCAUGAAAUGGCCUUUGGCGCUUUUUGAAAUAUUUGAAAUUUACCGGGAGCACCAGUAAAUUUUGAUUAUUCUAUUUCUCGAAAGCAGAAGUGUUUCAGGGGCUAAAUUUUCUGGUGCUUAUAUGAAUCCACAUGUGCAUCCAAAUACAUCAACAUUGUAAAGAAUCGCUAUCCACCCAAUUUUCAAAAUUAAAAAUUAGGGGGUGCAGGAGGUGCUGUUUUCCAUGACUUGCUUGAACGCUUUGCUUCGUUCGGAUUUCUAAUACCUCUUAUUUUAAAAUCGCACUUAAUCCUUUUUUAUGCCUCUGUUACGAAAUAGCCGGAGGCAUUACGUUUUCGGGUUGUCCGUACGUCCCGUUUUCGUGAUCGCGUUAUCUCAAGAACCUAUGGAUGGAUUCCUGCCAAAACUUGG
Strongylocentrotus purpuratus (purple sea urchin) is the source of this 2040-nucleotide messenger RNA. It is a transcript of the gene fbxo3, whose product is annotated as F-box only protein 3. Gene Ontology annotation, molecular function: protein binding. The transcript is spliced from 11 exons. Bases 195 to 1460 code for a protein of 421 amino acids. Lineage: Eukaryota; Metazoa; Echinodermata; Echinoidea; Camarodonta; Strongylocentrotidae. The record is from RefSeq and is a predicted model, not a curated record.